This is a messenger RNA of Menidia menidia (Atlantic silverside), 1626 nucleotides long. NCBI's taxonomy places the organism in Eukaryota, Metazoa, Chordata, Actinopteri, Atheriniformes, Atherinopsidae. The record is from the annotation of a GenBank genome assembly.
AUGGUGGACUGUAUGAGCAAAGUCAUGCUGCACUCGGUCAUCUCAUGCUGGCAGCCUUUCCUGGGACUGGCCCUCGUGGCUGUCUUUGUGAGUUCUACCUUGGGAUGUCCCUCACGCUGUGAGUGCUCAGCACAGACUAAGGCAGUUGUCUGUCACCGUAAACGUAUGCCCACCAUCCCGGAUGGCAUCCCUACCGAGACCAGGAUCCUUGACCUGAGUAAGAACAAGCUGACAAUGAUCAAUCCUGAUGACUUUGUUGCCUUCCCGGGGCUUGAGGAACUUGACCUCAGCGGAAAUGUUAUCAGCUAUGUUGAGCCUGGAGCUUUCAAUGCCCUGUUUAACAUGCACUCGCUGAGUCUUAAGAGCAAUCGUAUCAAACUCAUCCCGCUGGGUGUCUUCACAGCCCUCACUAAUCUUACCCAACUGGACAUAAGUGACAACAAGAUUGUCAUCCUCCUGGAUUAUAUGUUUCAGGAUUUGCAUAAUCUUAAAUUUUUGGAAGUGGGUGACAAUGAUCUGGUUUAUAUUUCUCACCGUGCAUUCAGUGGACUCAUAAGCCUGGAAACACUAACCCUGGAAAGAUGCAACCUUACAGUUGUGCCCACAGAAGCCCUCUCCCACCUGCAUAAUCUGGUUAGUCUCCAUCUGCGUUACCUUAGCAUAAGUGCUCUGCAUCCGUACUCAUUCAAAAAGCUUUUCCGGCUACGCCAUUUAGAAAUCGACAACUGGGCUUCACUUGACCACGUCCCAGCUAACACUCUACACGGCCUGAACCUCACAACGCUGUUUAUAACCAACACCAACUUGUCCUCUUUCCCCUACCAAGCCCUGAAGCAUCUGCCCUAUCUGACAUACCUCAAUUUAUCUUACAACCGCAUCAGGCACAUUGAGGGUGGUAUGCUGAUGGAGCUGGUUCGGCUGCGGGAGCUCCAUUUAGUCGGAGCUCAGCUCACCGCCAUCGAGCCAUAUGCCUUUCAAGGCCUGCGGGGCCUCAAAGUUCUCAACAUCUCUCACAACCGGCUGGACACACUGGAGAAGGGUGUUUUUCAGUCUCCCGAAGCUCUGGAGGUACUCCUGAUCGACAACAACCCUUUAGUUUGCGACUGCCGUCUCAUGUGGAUCCUACAGAAAAGGCACUCCAUCUUCUUUGGGGAUUCUCAGCCCGAGUGCAGCACACCCGAGGGCAUUCGCGGACGCCCUUUUAAGGAAUUUAAGGAGACUCUUCUGUCUUAUUACGUGACAUGCACGAAGCCAAAAAUCCGCGAGAAUAAAACGCAAACAAUCACAGUAGAUGAAGGCCAACAGGCGAUGCUGCGCUGCAGUGCUGACGGGACGCCGAGGCCCAGUGUGUCGUGGAUAUCCCCACGUCGACGAGUGCUCACCAACAGGAACCACGGAAGAGUGACGGUGCACAACAAUGGAACACUGGAGAUAAAGUCAGCAGAGAUGCAAGAUAGUGGAGUGUACCUUUGCCUUGCCUCCAACACGGCUGGGAAUGACACCCUGAUGACUUCACUUGCAGUUAAAAGUCUGGGAUCGCUGUAUGCUAACAGGACCCAGUAUUACACAGAUCCUAGCAACGCCACUGCCAACGGGACGGCCAACCAGAGGAAAAGGAAAACAUAA